CUUCCGCCGCCAGGUACAGUAAACGGGAAAGGGCGGUGCGCAACAUGGGCGGAGUAAAAAAGGCGCCCCAAAUUGCACACUGCAAUGUGAGGGGUACUUGUCUAAAACCGGACCAUUUUUAACCAGUUUACCGUGAGUGUUGUGAUUAGUUUCCCGGCGUCGGGAUGCAGAAACACCUGACGGAAAGCCAGAAGAAGUACUUCGUCAACAUGGACGAGUACCUGUGCAGUCUGGGCCUCUACAGGAAGAGAGUGGCCCAGGACGCGUCCAGUCUGUUCCGAGCCGUGUCAGAAAAGUUGUAUUACUCUCAGAACUACCAUCAGAAGAUCCGUCAGGACUGCGCCGACUUCAUGAAAGCCACCAGAUGCAACUUUGAACCGUUUGUUGAAGGUUCCUUUGAGAAAUAUCUGGAGCGUCUGGAGGACCCCAAGGAGACAGUGGGUCAGGUGGAGAUCAAGGCUCUUUCUCAGCUCUACAGGCAUUGUUUCCUGAUCUAUCGUUACCCAGGGGAACCAGCCAUGGUGAUCUCAGAAGGCGACUUUGUUGACAAGGUCACACUGUGUGCCUCCAACAAUCACUAUGACAUCAUUUACCCGAGGAGUUACCUUGCCUCUGCUGCUCUCUGUCAGUCUCUUCUCUAUGAGCUGCUCUAUACUAAGGUGUUUGGGUUUGAGGAGGCGGAGCUCUGUGAAGCCAUGGAGGCCUUCAGGAUCGGAGGUCGUUGCUAUAGAAACAGACCAUCCGCAUGUAGGGAUGUCGACUUUGGCUGCGACACACCUGAGGACCAAUGUCACAGGGAGGAGUCGAAGUCGGGUGGAGCUGCAGAGGAGAAACUCCAAGCUGUGACAGACGACUCAAAGCCUCCUGAAGAAGCCACGCCCCCAUCCAGACUGUCUCUUCCUUAUAAGGUCAUGAAGUCUCUGGACGGAAAACGUUACAGAAACCUUGAGUUUGAUGUCUGGCUGGACACCUGCAAAGAGAUGCAGAAGACCAACUACAUGGUGUUUGAAGGGAGGCAGUACUUCCUGGGAGACAAGUGUCAGGUGCGUCUAGAGCCGCAGGGGAAGUACUUCAAUGCCUUCAUUCAGGAAGUAGGAACACAGCCAUCAGCCGUCACCGUCUUCAUCGAGGAGCUGGCAGAGAAACACCUGGUUCCUCUGACUAAUCUAAUACUAGUGAACCCAUUUCCUGCCUGGAACGUUGCUGAUCCCACCAAAAAAGGAGACCUGGACUCGGAUUCUCGUGGUCAGCGACGUCACCGCCAUCGCUACUACAGGAAGUCUUGCGGAGUUAAAGGGGCGAAGCUGCUGAUGCCGCCGCCAUUCUACUACAGAGACCCAGAUCCCUUCGCCCUGCCCCCCCGCUUCCAGACCGACCCGCCCCCUCCUCUGUCACCAGGAGCCAUGACCUACGACCCCUACGCCCCCCUACACCAUCACUACCACCCAACCAGACCUCCUCGCAACGGAGCCUCCAGAAGGUCCACGCGCUUUCUGAGCCGCCACCUAAUUGGUCCAGAGUUGACCUAUUACCACCCUGGCAGAAGAUAUUACCACGACUACGAGAGAUACGCCUUCAGUCGUAGUCGGCGUCUGCUGCUGAAUAAAGAGUGUCAGUUUGGUUUCCCCGAGGAGACAGUGGAGGAGCCGACCAUGGCAUACUACCAGCUGGACGAGACCAGUGACGCCGUCUUCCCUCCAGUGCCGAUGAGAAGACCAAAACUACAAGAACCAGAUCAUACAGACCCCGUUGUGGAACCGCCUCCCUCCAUGGGAGGAAACACCCCCCUCUGUUCGUCAGAGGAGGACCAGGCUGAGUACACAGACGAGUACAUCUACUUUACUCAGGAUCAGAGAUACCAGCCCUCAGGUGUUUACACUGCUGCUGAGCCCUCCACAGAUCAGGUAGAGAAGCCAUUAGCGGCCACCUGCUCUUCACCCUCCUCAUCCUCCUCCCCAUCUUCUGAGUUGGGUGAGCCUCACUGCACAGUGGAAGCUCCGCCCCCUUACUCCUAUGCCCCUAACGGCAGUGAUUUACCCCAAGACUGCAGAGUCCUCCAGUAUUACUUCAACUUAGGAGUCCAGUGGUACCAUCAGCAGCAGCAGCAGCAGCAGGUGUACCAUGCCACCUCACAGGAGGCACCCUACCCCUACCAGCACUACACCCCCUACCUGAGCCAGGAACCGCCCCUGCAUGCUGCCCCUUCUUCGUACUCUGAGACAACUCAAGGCCCCAAUCAGCCACCCUCCUCUUACCCAGAAUCCACCAAGGCAGAAGAUGGACACACAGAUGGACACAGCAGCGGCCCCGCCCCCUCCUGUGAAGCCUCCUCCUCCACCAUCAGCCCUGCCCCUCCAGACUCCACCCCCUCCUCUGUUUUCCCGUACCCAUAUCAAACACCCCCCCCACCACCCUCGCUGCUGCACCUGCCAUAUAAAGCUCCGCCCACGGCCACCUACCUGCCAACCGCCCCUCCUCCUCUGGCUUUCUCUGCUUAUCCUGACCCCGCCUACCUCCCCCAUCACUCCUCUUACCACGCCUACCUCUCCCGCUCCACCCACUGGGGUGCCCUACAGACCAGAGGCCAUGCCACGCAGGUCUACUGCCCUGCCCCUAACCCCUCCCACUGGGGGGCGCUACAGACCAGAGGCUAUGCCACACAAGUCUACUGCCCUCCCCCCAACCCCUCCCACAUUGUCGGUUACAUCAGAGCCCCGACAUCACACCACAUGGCGACACACUACAUUCCUCCCAGCAUCUAACACACGCAACAUACCUCACUCAUUAGCUAAAGGCCAACAACACCCUUUGUGUUCAAUAAGCAGUGCUAAGAAGUCCCCCCAACAAGUUCAUGCUAAUGUGGAACCUUAACAAAAUGGAUACAUUUUCUAAAUAUAAUUUCAAAAAUACUAGACUAGAAAAAAAUGUCAAAGAAUGAAAAAAAUAUCAAUGAAUAAAAAAAAUGUUUUUCCUAUUGCAAUAGAUGUUUAGAAAAAAGGGGACGGAUUAAAAAUCACAAUUUUGGCAUGUAAGCUUCACAUUAAAAAUAAUGUGAAGCUUACACAAAGAAGAAUCGGUAGACAGAGUUCUGCACAUACUAAAUGUUCUGCACGUUCUGCAUGUACUGUACUAAAAGUUAGUUUGUGGCUUAGUUGCCUUUUUUGUCAACAGUUAAGUACACAGCACGUCUGCCUCAGAAUAACUUCCUUUUUUGGACACUCGUUAAGUUGUCUGUUAAUUGUUUAACUUGUUAGUGAGCAGCUCGUUAAAGUGGGACGAAUGACAACCCGGGUGACUGUGUCCUCGGUUGCCAUAGUGACGACUGUGGAGCACGGCAUCGGAGUCAAUGUGGCCGCCUGACAGAACCUGCUGUCAGAUUUAUUUAUUUUUUAAAUCAUCAGGAGUAUAUCUUUUACAAGUCAGCCAGCCAAUCAGAGAGAGGGGGCGGGGCAGCAGGCAUGUAUCGUGGCCAGUAUCGGCAUGGCCAGUCCCUGUUUAUUAAUGUUUGGAUAUAUCUGUUUUGACGUUAUGUUCAAACUAGCGGUUUGUUUUUGUUACUGGGUGAAUAAAGUUUGUGUUUCAUAAGCA
This is a messenger RNA of Perca flavescens (yellow perch), 3588 nucleotides long. RefSeq names its product putative bifunctional UDP-N-acetylglucosamine transferase and deubiquitinase ALG13. The coding region runs from base 165 to 2762 and encodes 865 amino acids. Gene Ontology annotation, biological process: protein deubiquitination. The record is from RefSeq and is a predicted model, not a curated record. Lineage: Eukaryota; Metazoa; Chordata; Actinopteri; Perciformes; Percidae. The transcript is spliced from 23 exons. Gene Ontology annotation, molecular function: K63-linked deubiquitinase activity; cysteine-type deubiquitinase activity.